ACAUUUCCCAACCGCACCGCACAAGAGUGGGUCAGUAACAGUCUGUUGUUGGUGCUUUGCGGACGUCACUUUCCACUGAACGAAAGUUAUUACGCUUUAAAAACAAACCUUUUUUAAUUUGUGCCAGUUACAUCAGGCAAAGUAAAUAAUGAAGCUAAAGACAGACCUUUUAGUCCAGCCUUCAGGUGAAAUAUCGAAGAAGAUUCGAGAAGAAUUAAAAGAAGAUGUUAACACCCGCUAUAAGGAUUUAGCAGCGAUCAAGGAAUGGUUACGGAAACAACCGCAUUUACCCGAUGAAUGGGAGGAUAUGCCGUUACUGACUUUCCUGCGCGGCAGUAGUUUCUCUCUGGAGAAAUGUAAACGCAAACUGGACAUGUACUUCACGAUGCGCGCUGCCUGUCCUGAAUUCUUUACUAACCGAGAUGCCACCAGUCCUGAGCUUAGAGAGAUCUUGAAGGGAAAACUGCAAGGACCACCUCUUCCUGGUGUCACUCCGAAUGGCAGACGAGUCACAAUAUGUCGAGGUGUCCAUCCCAGUCUGGAUGGUCAGCAGAUCACGGACACUUUGAAGUUGGCACUGAUGGUAGGCGAUGUGAGGCUUAUGGAGGAAGUGCAAGGCGUGGCUGGAGACAUCUAUGUGCUGGACGCAGCGGUGCUCGGGCCCAGCCUGCUCGCUCGACUCUCGCCCACUAUUGUCAAGAAGUUCAUGAUUUGCGUACAGGAAGCUUAUCCAGUGAAAUUGAAAGAAGUGCACAUAAUAAAUACGUCUCCUAUCGUUGAAAGAUUUCUUACAUUUGUGAAGCCAUUCCUUAAGGAAAAGAUCAGGAAGAGGAUCUUCAUUCACAAAGAGCUGAAGGAUUUGUACAAAUACGUUCCUCAGGAAAUGAUGCCUGAAGAAUAUGGUGGGCAAUGCGGAACUAUGGAAGAACUUCAAGAUCAAUGGACUCAAAAACUCAUAGAAUAUCGUGAUUGGUUCAAAGCUCAGGAUUCAAUAAAGGCCAAUGAAUCUCUCAGACCGGGCAAACCGACAAACUACGAUGAACUCUUUGGUAUAGAUGGUUCUUUCAGGCAAUUGUCUAUUGAUUGAAUUUUAUAAAGCUAUAAUUAAGUACAUAAAUAUUGUUUAUCAUUAUUGAUUAAGGUUUUGCUAAAAUAUU
Papilio xuthus (Asian swallowtail) is the source of this 1157-nucleotide messenger RNA. RefSeq names its product alpha-tocopherol transfer protein-like. NCBI's taxonomy places the organism in Eukaryota, Metazoa, Arthropoda, Insecta, Lepidoptera, Papilionidae. Gene Ontology annotation, molecular function: phosphatidylinositol bisphosphate binding. The coding region runs from base 149 to 1087 and encodes 312 amino acids. The record is from RefSeq and is a predicted model, not a curated record. The transcript is spliced from 8 exons. Gene Ontology annotation, cellular component: membrane.